Messenger RNA from Babesia sp. Xinjiang, 480 nucleotides. RefSeq lists its product as uncharacterized. The record is from RefSeq and is a predicted model, not a curated record. Lineage: Eukaryota; Apicomplexa; Aconoidasida; Piroplasmida; Babesiidae. The coding region runs from base 1 to 480 and encodes 159 amino acids. The transcript has a single exon. Gene Ontology annotation, molecular function: zinc ion binding.
AUGGUGGUAGUUGGGCUUUUUGUACGUGCCCAGUUGGAAAAUGUUGCGGAAGUUCGCGUUCCGGAGAAACACUACUGGACCUUCGCCCUAAAGGACUCUGUUGGUGACGAGACACGUGAUUUCGUCACAAUCAGCGACGAACAAUUAGUAGAAAGUGAAAAUACACGAAAUGUCGUCCAUGCAUCCAUCUUUUUCAAGGAAUCAAGCCGUAGGGGAACCAUCACCAUAAAGUCGAUCAAGGGGGUUACUAAAAACGCCAUCACGGAAUCGAAUACGUUCACCUGCAUAGGCGCCUUCGAUUGCAGGGGCAUCGACAUCACUAAGUGGUAUCCGCGUGGUGGUUACGAAGUCGUGUGCGAGAGUGGUACCGUCAUACCUGAUAUUGAAUUUGACGCCACGGGCGCGUGGGUCGGUUUCGACGAGAAGGCAGGGACCUCAGUCUCCGUUAUGGAGCUCGAUUAUGAGCUCAGGACUCUGUGA